Molecule: messenger RNA, 3092 nt
Organism: Pteropus alecto (black flying fox)
Lineage: Eukaryota; Metazoa; Chordata; Mammalia; Chiroptera; Pteropodidae
Gene: TXNDC11
Product: thioredoxin domain containing 11
Exons: 13
Coding region: 136-2976 (946 amino acids)
Source: RefSeq, a predicted model, not a curated record
GCCACAGGGCUGACGUGGAGCGUCCCGGUUAGCGGGCGCGGCGAGCUGCGGGAUUGGGGAGCGACAAGCCGGCCCGGGCCCUCUGGCCCUCGGCAGUGGCUGCAGAGGUAUAAAGCUGGCGACGGGGAGCAUGUAAUGUCGGAAUGCGGAGGCCGCGGCAGCGGCGGCAGCAGCAGCAGCAGCAGCAGCAGCGGCGACGACGCCGAGGACGAGGGUGGCGGCGGCGGAGGCCCCGCGGGCUCCGGCUCCCUCAGCCCGGUCCCGACUGGAGUGUCCUCGGCGGGCCGACUCCGUCGCGGAUUGCGUGGCGCCUCCCUCAUGGCACGCCGGCGGCCCGAGCUGCUCUGCGGGGCGGUGGCGCUCGGAUGCGCGCUGCUCCUUGCCCUCAAGUUUACCUGCAGUCGAGCAAAAGAUGUGAUAUUACCAGCAAAGCCACCUGUCAGCUUUUUCUCCUCGAGGUCUCCGGUUCUUGACCUCUUCCAGGGUCAGCUGGACUACGCAGAGCAUGUUCGCCGGGAUUCGGAGGUGGUUCUGCUCUUCUUCUAUGCCCCGUGGUGUGGACAGUCCAUCGCUGCCAGGGCAGAAAUUGAGCAAGCAGCGAGUCAGCUUUCAGACCAGGUGUUGUUUGUGGCAAUUAACUGUUGGUGGAACCAGGGGAAAUGCAGAAAACAGAAGCAUUUCUUUUAUUUUCCUGUAAUAUAUCUGUAUCAUCGAAGUUUUGGACCAAUCGAAUACAAAGGCCCCAUGAGUGCUGUUUACAUUGAGAAGUUUGUCCGCCGGGUGAUGAAACCACUUCUGUACAUCCCAUCUCAAUCAGAGUUACUAGAUUUUCUCUCAAACUACGAGCCUGGAGUACUCGGGUACUUUGAGUUCAGUGGCUCACCCCAGCCUCCUGGUUAUUUGACCUUCUUCACCUCAGCAUUACAUUCAUUAAAGAAAGAUUACCUAGGAACAGUACGAUUUGGGGUUAUCACAAAUAAACAUCUUGCGAAACUGGUAUCCUUAGUACACUCUGGAAGUGUGUAUUUACAUAGACAUUUCAACACAUCACUUGUCUUUCCCAGGGAGGUCAUUAACUACACAGCUGAGAACAUCUAUAAGUGGGCCUUAGAAAACCGAGAGAUGCUCCUUCGAUGGAAUAAUGAACUGAAGAAAGGACCAGCCCUUUUUUUAUUUAUACCUUUUAAUCCCUUAGCCGAAAGUCAUCCUUUAAUAGAUGAGAUCACCGAAGUGGCCUUGGAGUACAACAACUGUCACAGGGACCAGGUGGUGGAGCGGCUCCUACAACACCUGCGGCGAGUGGAUGCCCCGGUAUUCAAGUCUCUGGCAUCCAAGCGCCCAGUCCAGCUGUCGGACGCACCGCUGAUAACGGUUUCACCUUGCUGCAACACCGUGGUGCUGCCCCAGUGGCACUCCAUCUCCAGGACCCACAAUGUCUGUGAGCUGUGUGUCAACCAGACGGCUGUAGGCAUCAGGCCGAGCUCAGUCAGCAUGCCACAGUGCAGCUUUCUCGAGAUGGCAGCAGCUGUGGAUUCUUUCUACCUCAAGGAGCAGGCCUUUUAUCACGUGGCAUCAGACAGCGUGGAGUGUAGCAAUUUUCUGAGUUCUUACAGCCCAUUCAGCUACUACACUGCAUGUUGCAGGACCUUGAACAGGGGUGUGGAGGGCUUCAUUGGUUCUGAAGCCCCGAGCGUUGCAUUUUCUUCCCUUGAGAAGGAAUGUGAGGUCAGUACUCCAGGCCCCAUUCCUCACAUUGAGGAGAACAGGCAUCUCUUUCCUGAAGUGGACAUGAGCAGCACAAACUUCACCGGUCUGAGCUGCAGAACCAACAAGACCCUGAACCUCUACCUUCUGGAUUCAAAUUUGUUUUGGUUAUAUGCAGAGAGGCUGGGCGCUCCCAGCACCACUCAGGUGAAAGAAUUUGCCGCCAUCGUUGAUGUGAAAGAAGAGUCCCACUAUAUCUUGGAUCCAAAACAAGCUCUCGUGAAGUUCACCUUAGAGUCUUUCAUUCAGAACUUCAGCAUUCUCUACAGUCCCUUGAAAAGGCAUCUUAUCGGAAGUGACUCUGCCCAGUUCCCUUCUCGACAUUUAAUCACUGAAGUGACAACCGAUACCUUUUGGGAAGUAGUGCUUCAAAAGCAGGAUGUUUUGCUGCUUUAUUACGCACAGUGGUGCGGCUUCUGUCCAUCCCUCAAUCACGUCUUUAUCCAGCUAGCUCGUCUCCUGCCAGCAGAUACAUUCACCGUGGCAAGGCUUGAUGUAUCUCAAAAUGAUCUUCCUUGGGAAUUUAUGGUUGACCGUCUUCCUACUGUCUUAUUUUUUCCCUGCAACAGAAAGGACCUAAGUGUGAAAUACCCCGAAGACCUUCCCAUCACCCUUCCAAAUCUGCUGAGGUUCAUUUUGCAUCACUCAGACCCCGCUUCCGUCUCCCACAACUUGGCUAACCGUUCUACCAAAGAGUGUCUCCGGAGCGAGGCAGUCUUACAGCAGGGGCACAUCUCCCACUUGGAGAGAGAGAUCCAGAAGCUGAGGGCAGAGAUCAGCACCCUCCAGCGGGCCCAGGUGCAGGUGGAGGCCCAGCUGUCCCGUGCACGCAGGGACGAGCACCGGCUCCUGCAGCAGCAGCAGACCCUGGAGCAGCAGCACGGCCUGCUCCGGCUGCACAGCGAGCAGCUGCAAGCCCUGUAUGAGCAGAAGACCCGGGAGCUCGAGGAGGUGGCCCGCAAGCUCCAGGAGCUGGCUGAUGCCUCAGAAAACCUGCUCACCGAGAACACGUGGCUCAAGAUCCUAGUAGCGACCAUGGAGCGGAAACUGGAGGACAGGGACAGAGCCGAAGCCCUCAUGCCCCCGGAAGAGGCGCCCUCUGGCCACCCUGAGCCUUCAGGGGCCCCCCGGUUUCCUGGCAAUACCCCUCCGCCUGCCAACGUCAGCUCCCCGCUGGCCUCUGAAAGGAGCGAUGAGAACAGGACAGACUAACUUUUUAAAUGACAUGAAGAAAUCAGAGGUGAAAACUGUACAUUGGGAAUAUAUUUAUGCAAAUUUUAUUGAAAUUUAUUGUAAAUAAAGAUUUUCUCAGUGGUCUAGAAAAUCAA